Messenger RNA from Monascus purpureus, 348 nucleotides. The record is from the annotation of a GenBank genome assembly. Lineage: Eukaryota; Fungi; Ascomycota; Eurotiomycetes; Eurotiales; Aspergillaceae.
AUGUCUACCGACCCGAAGAUCCAAGACCUGCUCAAUAAGCCGAAGAGCGAACUCACCGAAUAUGAAGUAGCUCUCGUCGAGGAGCACGAACUCACAGCCGGGCCCCUCUCUCUCCUCCAGACAGCCACGCGCACACACAGCCAAGUUCUAAUCUCCUGCCGGAAUAACCGCAAGCUGCUGGCCCGAGUCAAGGCAUUCGAUCGACACUCCAAUAUGGUGCUCGAGAACGUCAAGGAGAUGUGGACUGAGAAGCCCAAGGGUGGAAAAGGGAGGGGUGUGAAUAAGGACCGGUUUAUCAGCAAGAUGUUCCUUCGCGGUGACUCGGUCAUUCUGGUUCUUCUUAGCUGA